ACUGUAUUAGGAUGCCUUGAGUUGGUUAUUAAUUAGUUGGGACCAUGUUAAAAUGAGGCAGCAUAUAAUCCAGAGGUACCCCCAGCUAGGAUUACCUGGAUUGGUUUUUUGACUGUGACUGCUGAUGUCAAAAGGGAAGAGAGAGACUUCUCCAACGACUGUAUUCCUGGAUGUGGCUUCUUCCCAUUCUGGCCACCAGCAUACACAGCCUGUUCCGUGUAGAAAAGAAGUGAUUGCUACAAGCUUCAUCAAAGAACGGUCCAAAGUCAACGCAGUUCCUUUGAAGAAUAAGAAGGCCUCCAGUUUCCAUGAAUUUGCCCGGAAUACCAGUGAUGCUUGGGACAUUGGUGAUGAUGAGGAAGAGGACUUUUCCUCCCCUCCUUUCCAAACUCUAAACUCAAAAGUUGCUCUGGCAACCGCAGCCCAAGUCCUAGAAAACCACAGCAAGCUGAGGGUGAAACCAGAACGCUCCCAGUCAACAACAUCCGAUGUUCCUGCCAGCUACAAGGUCAUAAAGUCCAGCAGUGAUGCUCAGCUGUCCAGAAAUUCCAGUGAUACAUGCCUGAGGAACCCGCUCCACAAACAGCAGUCACUCCCUCUCCGACCCAUCAUCCCCCUGGUUGCCCGCAUCUCGGACCAGAAUGCGUCUGGGGCGCCCCCGAUGACUGUCCGGGAGAAAACCCGCCUAGAAAAAUUCCGUCAGCUUCUCUCCAGCCACAACACUGACUUAGAUGAACUGAGGAAGUGUAGCUGGCCAGGGGUUCCCAGGGAGGUUCGACCUGUAACCUGGAGACUCCUGUCGGGCUAUCUCCCAGCAAACACCGAGAGGAGGAAGUUGACCCUGCAGCGGAAGCGGGAGGAAUAUUUUGGCUUCAUUGAGCAGUAUUAUGACUCUCGAAAUGAGGAACAUCACCAGGAUACCUACCGCCAGAUUCACAUUGACAUUCCAAGGACAAAUCCGCUCAUUCCGUUGUUCCAGCAGCCACUUGUGCAGGAGAUCUUCGAAAGAAUUCUAUUUAUCUGGGCCAUCCGACACCCUGCCAGUGGGUAUGUCCAGGGAAUUAAUGACCUGGUCACCCCGUUCUUUGUCGUCUUCCUCUCAGAAUAUGUGGAAGAGGAUGUGGAGAACUUUGAUGUGACCAAUUUGUCUCAGGACAUGCUUCGAAGCAUUGAAGCCGACAGCUUUUGGUGCAUGAGCAAGCUGCUAGAUGGGAUCCAGGAUAACUACACCUUUGCACAACCAGGGAUCCAGAAGAAGGUCAAGGCGCUGGAAGAGCUUGUCAGCCGGAUUGAUGAGCAGGUACAUAAUCACUUCAGGAGGUACGAGGUCGAAUACCUACAGUUUGCCUUUCGUUGGAUGAACAACCUGCUCAUGCGGGAGCUUCCCCUUCGCUGCACCAUCCGCCUAUGGGACACAUACCAGUCUGAACCAGAAGGGUUCUCCCACUUUCAUCUCUACGUGUGUGCAGCCUUCUUGAUCAAGUGGAGAAAAGAGAUCUUGGAUGAGGAGGACUUUCAGGGCCUCCUGAUGCUGCUACAAAACCUACCUACGAUACACUGGGGCAACGAAGAGAUCGGGCUGCUUCUCGCUGAGGCAUACAGACUGAAGUACAUGUUUGCCGAUGCCCCUAAUCACUACCGUCGGGACAGAAGCACCUGCACUCAGGACCCUUCCAGACCUCACCUUAUGUACUUCAUCUGGAUGUUCCUCUAUGAUAGACCAGUAAAUAUAAAAUUCUCAGGCAGUUCUAUUUUGAACAGCAUUUUUAGUCGUCAUAAGUGGAAGAGAGAGACUGCAGUGGGCUUACGCCGUCUUGUCUAGCACCAGAAAUCCUCCAAAGGUUUUCGUCCACAACCUACAGUAAAAAACACGUUUUACAUUGAGCCCAGUACACAAACACAGACACAUACACAAAUAAUGAACAUUUCACAAACAGUAUGUACCCUUCCUAUGUGUGAUGGCCUAUGACCUGUUCUAUUGUAUUUCAUUUUUCAAAAAUGCUGAUCAAGAGUCAUUACUGAGUGUUAACUUGAAUUUGAAAAACACAGCUCUGCAUGUGCCUACUGAAAUGGGAGAGAGAAGCCUGCUGCUAGCUGAAAUAAACUUGAGCACGUUUCAACAAGUCCUGAAUAAUAAAUAUCACAGCUGAUAAUGCAAUAAAUUUGUAAGUCAAAAAAAUGUGAUGAGAAUUGCAUUAUAACCUUGGAUUAUAGAACUCAAGGUUCUCCGUGUGAGAAACACUCCCACUCUCUCUCCCUGUUCCCCAACCCCAGACAAAGGUGAAUUGAAUUAGGGAUUUCUGCGUUUUUUUGUAGUCCAAAAAUAGCCAACGCAGAGUGAUAGGAUUCAAUUGUAAGUCACCCCAAGCCUAUUUUAUAUUAGGCACCUGAUACCGUGUAUUAGUUGCAAAAUAAACAGCCUGAAGCUAACUCUGUAAGGAGAAGAAAACAAAGCAGUAAUUAUUGAUACCUGAUUCUCACUGUCUUCUUUCCCUCUGUCUUGCCUACCUCCUCCUUUCCUCCCUCCAUCUCCCCCUCAAUAAAAUCAGAUGGGUAAUAAAUAUUUGAAGUGGGUACUGAUCCCUGGCAAGUUAAAGGGUGCGGACACUUAAAGAAACAGCCGGAGCCCCAACCAAAAAGGAAUGUGGUAGUUUCCUACAGAACUACUUUCACGGACCUCCGAAACACCCACCUUAAUUACUGAUUAAGGUACCUCCAGAAUACAAUAAACUUGAUGACUCAUUAUACACACUUCCAAAAUAACUUUUUAACUUGAUUAAAAGUAUCAGAAAUAUCUUAACAAUUGUAUACUUAAAAUCCCAUGUUUACACAAAAUAGCACUUAAUACACAAGCUGUCCAAAGCAGAUGGUCCCUUUUUCCCUCCUCACCUACUUCUGGUUUUCUAAAACAUUUCCCUUUCAAAAAUAAAAGGCAUCUUUCCGUGAUUCCUUCAGCAUAGAGCCUUACAGCUGGGGGUGGGCAGGGAAGAGAUGGUAGAAUAAAAGAGUAAGAAAAAAGGAAGAGUGAGUGAGAAUGUGGAGCCAAGAACCCCACCUCCCCACCCCUGACACACACACCCUAAGGCUGGAUCACUCCAUCUGGGAUCUCACCUCCCCCCAGACACCCUGAAAUCUUCCAAGUCUAGUGAACACAGAUGACUAAAUGCAGCAGUCUAUUGAGAAGUUGGCCUGUGAUCUCAGGAUCAGAGAGUACUGAAGAAGAAACACGGAACUUCGCUUGAGAUGCUACAUCAGACCCCUUUCUUUGCUCAAUCUUUUGAAGACAUAAAAAAAAGUUCUGCCUCACCCUUACUGAACCUCACCGAGGGGAACCACGCUUCAAAUCAGUGAGCAGAGCUGUACCACCAGAAUGGAUCAACCCUUGCUCACAGUGGGAACUAUUUGCUUUAGACGUUUUAAAACACCCAUCUUGCUUGGAGAUGGGUAACAGAAGUCUAAAAUUGACUGAAGGGAUUUCUAACUUUAUAAUAAACCAAUUUAAAGAGGAGAAGACAUCUUGUUUCUGGUCUUUUAGACAAGAGAACAUAGAGAAGGCCCAGGGAGAGAGACUUUUCUACCUGCCGGGGGUAGCUUCUGCAGCACUGACGCUCCAUUCUUCUACGAUAGUAGCUCAUGGCGAUUGGGUACUUACUAUGUACCAAGCAAAACUAUCUUACAGGAAUUCACCAGAUUAAUCCUCCUAACAAUCCUGUAAGUCGAGCGUUACCCUUAUCAUCACCCUUCUCUUAUAAAUGGGGAAGCUCAGGUUUGAAGAAGUCAAGUAACCUGCCUAAGGUCUCAUGUCUGGUAAGUAGCAGAGGUAGAAUUUGAACUCAGGCAACGUGGCUCCGAACUCCACAUGCCUCACCACCAUGCCACAGUAGCCUCUAAGUUUCCCACUGAAUUCAGGGCUGACCUUACACAAAAGCCACAGAGUGAGCAAAAUGUGAU
Molecule: messenger RNA, 3951 nt
Organism: Zalophus californianus (California sea lion)
Lineage: Eukaryota; Metazoa; Chordata; Mammalia; Carnivora; Otariidae
Gene: TBC1D22B
Product: TBC1 domain family member 22B
Exons: 14
Coding region: 125-1822 (565 amino acids)
Biological process (GO): activation of GTPase activity
Molecular function (GO): GTPase activator activity
Source: RefSeq, a predicted model, not a curated record